Acanthopagrus latus (yellowfin seabream) is the source of this 995-nucleotide messenger RNA. It is a transcript of the gene ebi3, whose product is annotated as Epstein-Barr virus induced 3. Gene Ontology annotation, molecular function: cytokine receptor activity; protein binding. The transcript has 6 exons. Gene Ontology annotation, biological process: cytokine-mediated signaling pathway. The record is from RefSeq and is a predicted model, not a curated record. The coding region runs from base 213 to 968 and encodes 251 amino acids. NCBI's taxonomy places the organism in Eukaryota, Metazoa, Chordata, Actinopteri, Spariformes, Sparidae. Gene Ontology annotation, cellular component: external side of plasma membrane.
ACACACAGACGCAGGGGGGGGGAAGCAGUCAUCACACUGACUAUUAUCUCUGAACUUUGGCAUGCAGUUGUAGAACAGACUGUUAACAGAAGAGACGCAGAGCAAAGAACAGAGAGCAGGAGAGCAGACAAGUCGAGUGUUGGCUGCAAUAUUUACACUGCCGUUAAGAAGAAACUUCUCUCUGGUAAAAAUUUCUCCUGCCUGAAGCACUGAUGGCUGCAGCGGUCGGCGGUGUGCGUGUUGCUGUUGCUCUCCUCAUGUGUGUUCUUGGAGGACAAGCGCUGGACCUGCUGAGGGCAACUGCAACAUCUGGGAGUCCUCCUUCUCCUCCCAGGGUGCACUGCUGGUGUUCCAGCUAUCCAAACACGACCGUCUGCUCCUGGCCUGAACCCUCUCACUCCCCUCCAGCACUCUACCUCACCACCUACAGCGAGAGACACCAACAGUCGGUCAUCAAGCAGUGCCAGCUCAUCCAACCCGGCUCUUCGUCCUCGUUCAUGAUCCCAGCAUCGUCGUCCUCGUCCGAACAGAUGUGGUUCUGCCUCCUGCCCAACCUGAAACUUCUCACCGACUACAUCAUCAACAUCACGGCCGUUUCUCCUGGAGGCAGCAGCUCCUAUCUGGCAAGUUUCAUGUUGGAGGAAAUAGUGAAACCAGAUCCUCCCGUAGACGUCCGGGUUUCCCCUCGCGGCCCUAGAAACCUGCUGGUGGAAUGGUCUCCUCCCCCUUCCUGGGCUAACCUGGACAUCCUCCCCCUAAAAUACCAGAUACUGUACCAGUGGGAAAACAGGGGCACCCCAAAGUCUGUCAAUCUGGGUCCGUUCGAGAGCACCAAGGUGGAGCUGAAGGGUCUGAUCCCAGGAAGGCCCUACAUGUUCCAGGUGUGCGCCAAGGAGCUGCUGGGUCUGGGCCGCUGCAGCGACUGGAGCUCACCUGUGAAUAUCACCAUACCGAGGGCCAAAGUGUAGACGCUCCCUCUCACUUCCUCUUUUCUU